GCGCGCACGCAAUUGAGGGCUAGCGUGCUAUGUUAUGUUCUUCACCCUUUUGAUUUUCACCGGCCUCAAGUAGUGAAUAAGCUUACAAAAUUCAUCUGCUUAGAAAUUUGGAUUUAACAAUUUGAUUCUCUCAUCUGAUCCAAACACACUUUGAAAGGAAAAUCGGAGGCUAAUUUUUCAUGGAAGGAGUUGGGGGCGGCGAUGCUGGCUCGGCGGUGGCGCCGUUGGCGAAGUGGAGGGACGAAUUUUCAAGGGCAUUUCAGUACUACUUGGACCGGUCGACCCCGAAUCCGGUUCACAGAUGGCUGGGGACUCUUGCCGUGGUGGCGGUUUAUGUGCUCCGAGUUUACUAUGUUCAAGGGUUCUACAUUGUGUCAUACGGCCUGGGAAUUUAUAUCUUGAAUCUGUUGAUUGGGUUUCUGUCACCAAAGGUUGAUCCGGAGCUCGAAGCGUUGGACGGGGCUUCGCUGCCAACCCGAGGUUCGGAUGAGUUUAAGCCGUUCAUUCGCCGCCUUCCCGAGUUCAAGUUCUGGUAUUCCAUUACAAAGGCUUUCUGUGUCGCUUUUCUGAUGACCUUCUUCUCCCUGUUGGAUGUCCCCGUUUUCUGGCCCAUUCUCCUAUUUUAUUGGGUCGUUCUUUUUACUCUUACAAUGAAGCGCCAGAUAAUGCACAUGAUUAAGUACAAAUAUAUACCGUUCAGCAUCGGAAAGCAGAGGUAUACAGGGAAGAGAUCUGAUGCAGCGAACUCAGACUGAAGCUUUGGUCGAAUCAGCGUUUAGGAAAAGUGAACGAAAGAAGUGCAGUGUUUGAAUGUUUUUAUUUUUUCUGAAAACUUUACUUGUUAAUACUCGCAAAAUUCAUAGAUAUGUUUGAAUUUUUCUCACUAUUAGGAUAAUUUGCUUACUAUUAGGACUUAAUGAGGGGUGAAAACUUGCAUAAAUUGAUAAUUCUCACUUGUCAUUAACCUGUAUGAUAUUUACCUGUA
Messenger RNA from Pyrus x bretschneideri (Chinese white pear), 985 nucleotides. RefSeq names its product protein RER1B-like. NCBI's taxonomy places the organism in Eukaryota, Viridiplantae, Streptophyta, Magnoliopsida, Rosales, Rosaceae. Gene Ontology annotation, cellular component: Golgi membrane. Bases 180 to 755 code for a protein of 191 amino acids. The record is from RefSeq and is a predicted model, not a curated record. The transcript is spliced from 4 exons. Gene Ontology annotation, biological process: protein retention in ER lumen; retrograde vesicle-mediated transport, Golgi to endoplasmic reticulum.